Halichondria panicea is the source of this 7592-nucleotide messenger RNA. Its product is annotated as lipopolysaccharide-responsive and beige-like anchor protein. Gene Ontology annotation, molecular function: protein kinase binding. The record is from RefSeq and is a predicted model, not a curated record. Gene Ontology annotation, biological process: intracellular protein localization. Lineage: Eukaryota; Metazoa; Porifera; Demospongiae; Suberitida; Halichondriidae. Gene Ontology annotation, cellular component: cytosol; membrane. The transcript has 52 exons. The coding region runs from base 383 to 7411 and encodes 2342 amino acids.
AUCGCGCCCUGAUUUUUUUGAUAAAGUAGCCCCUUCAUGUUACUGCUGCUGCAAGUUAGUUAACUUUUAGCUACUGCGCCCCUCCAGAGAAAUCGUGCAGUCCCUAAAAGGGGUGACCUCUCACAAAGGUCGUAGUUCUGUCAUGUCAAACUGACCUCUGACCUUUAUAAAGUAGGAGCUACCGUGCUGUAGAGUGAAUGUAUAGCUCAGCUAUAUCAUCAUCUAAGUAUACUUUUGUUUCCAGAAUGAAAAGGUGGCCUGCUGGCUAGAAAAGAGCUUGUUAAAAUAUUAAACGAUCACUACCAACUAUCAAUACUGGAGAGAAACACCGAGUCGACUAGACUGGAUGUGGAUCUACUAGCGUUCUCGCAAUCGUCCAGAGAUGAGCUAUGCCAUGCAAGUGAGCCCCUCCAGUAAACUGUCAGACCGACUGACUGGCCCGCGAGUGAGAGAGCUGGCUGCCCUCAUUGUCAAGAGCAGUUAUCCGUCCACUGGUCAGAGUGUAGUACAGCCAUUACUGGAGCUGCUAGUAGCCGGUGAGUUUGACCUUCGUGAGAACUUUCUCAUACGAGAGCCUUCGGUUGUCUUACUACUACUGGAGCUAUUGCCAAAGCUAUCGGACCAGUUGCAGUUGGAGCUCUGGCGAACACUAGGUGACAUCCUGACUCAGAGCUUGUCCAACAUCCAUGCUUGUCGAGGGCUGCAUCUCAUCGAGCGCUGUCUUGACCAACUGAGGAAGACCAACAAUGACAAGGUUGCAGUGCACAUUGUGAGGGUGAUGGAGAUUGUCGGUGGCUACAGUAUUUCAUUGAAGGAGCUCAGAGACAUAUUGUCGUACCUCUACACAGGACACCAAGAGAGCUGGGCCCCUCACUCUGUCCCCUUGGUCAGAGCUCUCACGACAAUGGCCACUCAAAACCAGCCUGAGGUAUUCUUCACAUUUGCAGGCACUCCAGGAGCAGCUAUAACGCUGCCUCCCAUCUCCAAGUGGCCCUCAGAGUUCAGUAUACAGCUAUGGCUGAGACUGGAGAAACCUUACGACUGCCAACGUGACUACUACAAGCCGGUGGUGUACUGGUUCCGCACCAGUCGUCCGGAAUACGGCUACUCCUCGCACUUCAUAGGAAACAAACUCAUCAUUGAGACAUUUGGACGUGGCCAGAAGCGACCCCAGACCCACGCCCUGGACAUGACUUUUGCCCCCUAUCGCUGGUACAUGUUGAGUGUGGUAUACGUUUAUCACAGAGUGAAGAGCAGCAGCCUCACUGUGUUCGUGGAUGGGGCUCAAAUACUGGCCACAGAUGUGACACUGCCCAACACAUCAGCUGUCUACGACAAGUGUUUCCUGGGGACUUCCCCCUCCGCCACAGAGGAUGUGUUGUUCCAAGGUCAGCUGUCGGCAGUGUACUUGUUCCGAGAACCACUCAAGCAUGACACUGUGACAGCACUGCAUAGACUGGGACCAUCAUACAAGAGCCAGUUCAGGUUUAAGGCAGAGUGUGAUGUGCCACUGACCCCCCAACAGAAGAAGCUCUUGUUUGAUGGCCACUUGUCGAGUGCUGUGUGUUUCUCCUACAACGCUAAGGCUGUGGAUGGUCAGCUUUGUCUGGAGGCCUCACCCAAUGAGAACACCUCUCCUUUCACACACUCUCCACACGCCACUCUCUUAGAGGGGGUGGACCCUGUAGUGACCACACCCUUCCAUACUGUCCUACACUCGCUGGGUGGAGUACAGGCACUGUUCCCUCUGUUCUCCCAACUGGACCUCCCACAGUCAGGCAGUACCACUCCCAACCCCACACUAAGCGUCAAAGUACUGAGAGUCAUGUUUGAGCUGGCUAAAGGCUCUACCUCGUGUCUCCAUCAGCUAGAACACCUCAAAGCUCUCAGACUACUCGCUUAUCUACUGAGGAAGGCGUCACCUGAUCAUCUGAGUCAUGAGCUUGUCUCAUUGCUGUUUGAGUUUGCUCGUUACCUUGGCAAUGCUCCCCAUACCAAAGAACUGCUGAGUCAGCUUAUUGAAUUGCUGACCUCUGACCUAUGGACCCUAGCGUCUGUCAAGCUCCAGACGUACCUGUACAGUGGGUUAGCCUCUGAGAUGGGGUCUAGAGUGCUGGGACGGUCAGGACUCCUUCUACCAGAGCUGGUCACUGUACCACGACUCAUGUACACCCUCAGGGAGCACUAUAGGGGGGCCCCUGGUGUACGCCCCUACCUAUUGCUACUCAUUAAGGACUUCAUAUUAACCGGAGUUUCUCAGAGCGAGGCUAUAGAGAGCAUACUGGACUAUCUGACUACCCAGCAGGAGGACCGAGGAGACGUGGUAGAGCUGCUACUAGCGUUACUGUUUGAACAACAGAAGGAGACAAUGGUUGGACUGUUUCAGCAGGCAGGGGGAAUCAAUGUUGCCCUCCAUCUGUUGAGCAGUUCUACUGAACAUAUUCGGUUACAAGCUCUCAAGAUAAUCGGCAAAGUGCUUCACUCUGCCACACACAAACAGCAACGAUCCCUGGUGGAGUCUCACGGAUUAUGGGCCGUCAUUAGAGGCAAACUAUUGGCCACCGGACAGCCUGUCACCAUGGCAAUGUUCAACGCAUUAUUUGAGCUGAUGGUCAACUGUCCCUCCCGGAGGAUCAUUGAUAGCCACUACAUUGCACUGGACCUCUCCCACCAGAUAUGGUUCCCAGAGGUGCUUCCCCUACUGAUUGAAGCUGUAGUAGUACUGCACACAACUCAGACUGAUGGGGACGUUGCUAUGACGAUGCAGCUGCUCUCGUACAUCUCCUCCCUGUGUGCACAAGAGCCCAACAACUGCAAAGCUGUGGUGAGGGUGAUGGGAUGGCAGCGUUGGUUACUGACACUAGGGGAGCAGCCUGGGGCCAGUGAGGCUGAUCAGAGCAGCCUGGAGGAGAUGGUCCACUCACUGCUCCUGAGCAUACUGAGCCACUGUUUCCUGGCUGAGCAGGACGGCUGGAGGGCCUGGGUUGAGACUACUGCAGCUCUACACCUCAAUUGCUCCUCUCAAGAGUUGCCAGGGGAGACUGAUGACUAUUUAGAGUGCUCCUUCACUGCACUGAACUCCACCACUUCAACCACCUCCACUGAUCAGCCAACCACCAUGGAGCCAACCUCCACUGAUGAGCCAACCACCAUGGAUCAGCCAACCACCAUUGAUCAGCCAACCACCACUGAUGAGCCAACCUCCACUGAUGAGCCAACCUCAAUGGAUCAGCCAACCACCAUGGAUCAACCAACCUCCACUGAUCAGCCAACCACCAUUGAUGAGGUGGGGCUAGCUAACGGACUAAUAAGUGACCAACCACCUCCUGUUGAUGUCUGCACCUCACCUGAUAAGGCCCCUCUGGUUAAUGGGAAGGUCCCUCCAUUUCAUUGGACGCCCAGGGUCACACGACUAUUGGCUGACGUUAUUAAGAACCUCUGCUCCUAUGUGAGCAAGAGUAUAAGUGAUUGCUCGAGGUCAGCACUGUCAGAGUUCAUAGAACAACAUAAGUAUCUCCGCUCAAACGUUGCCCAACUUCUGGCACUGACCUCAGACUGUGUGUUGGAGCUGUGUGGAGGUUUGGAGCACUUGUACUCGCUGGCCACACCUACUAGUAACAAGAAGGAGAAGGAGUCGGUCCCACCCUCCACUGAGGUCCAGGCUGUACUGGGAGGUUGUCUGGAGCUGUGUGAGGUGUUUGUGUUGAGUGGGCUGCUGAGACUGACUCCAGUGGAGACUAGGAUGAAGAUGGAUAGUGGAGGCGCCCUCAGACAAGCCCUCAGGAUAGUGAUGGCAGCAGCUAACAUUGCCUCCCACAAGACCCACACGAAGUACAAGGAGUUCCACACUGGCUUCCAUAGAGAGAAGUCAUCUGUAGACAGUCUCCACAAAGAUUGUCUCUCCACUCUCAAAACACUAGGUCUCACUGGAUCGUCACUGGAGAAGUAUUUUGACUCCACCAAGGAGCACAAACUGAGGGUUAUUCGAUCGUGUCAAUGUCUCCUCUCGGACAAAUACGUCUCACUGCUAAUGUCAGCAAUUCCUGGAGACGGGGAGGGAAAGGCGCUGACUCAGCAGACUGUGGCUGUCGUCUUUUACUAUCUCUCGUCUCUCUGUGUGUACAAGUAUCGGAGAAUUCUGGAGGCUAUAAAGAGUGAGGAGAAGAAGGUGCUGGUCAAGCAGCCUUCACGACAAUCCAUAGCUCCCAACACAAAGCCACUACAGCACAAGACAGGUGUGGCAGUGGACAGCUCUAGAGAGAGCUCCCCUGAGGGCGGUGGACAAGGCCUAGCCCUUCACUCUAGAGCUUUGGACAUCUCUGAGCAGAUAGAGGCAUCAAUGACAGCCAUUGGGCCCUGUCUGUGUGGACUACUAGUGGAGCACAGAGGGCAUCUCUCCAAGCUGCUCGUGUGUGCUGAUGGCAGGGCACUCCUCACUGAUGCUGUUGUUCGGCUAGCUGAGGGCACUCGAGCAGUAGAGCUGACCAUGCUGUUAUGCUCCCAGGACUGGCAACGUUGUCUGAAGGGCAUGAGCACUCGACUGUUUGCACAACUCAUAACCGAGGGAAAGAGUACGAGUCGCUUCAGUGAGUCGUACAUUCAGAGUGUGGGCUCCAAGUUGACCUCUGACCUUGAGGUCUCGCUGAAGGAGCAGUCUAGACUGCUAUCAGAGGCUGAUGGCCGGUUGUCCCUCGCCAGGGCUGAGGCUGGUAGGAGGUGUGAGAGAGAGGGACAGGGGAGGAAGGCAGAGGCUCUCAGACACUCGCUCUCUGCCAGGGAACUAUGGAGAAAGAUAUCAUCAGUGGUGGACGAGACUGGAUCAUAUGAUAACACUCCAUUGAGGGAGUCUCGAUACUGGAGGCUGGAUCUGAGGGAGAGUCAUCAUCGUCAACGGUUACAGCUUCUAGCCAAUCAGAAUGGCACCUCCCACACGUCUGCCACUAGGUCACAUGACUCCACGCCCCCAUCACACCGUCCACUCCCCACACCCCUCACACCACCCCCCGGACUAGACCUAAACCCAGAGAUCCUCACAGAUGAGCUGACAGAGAGUCUAGAUGAUGCUGGUCCCCACUCGCUCUCACUGCCUUGUGUACUGGUCGUGCUGGCCCAUGCAUUACCAGGGACACUUGUGUUGUCAAGGAGAGCUCUUAGCUUCACACCUGAUGAUAGCACUCAAGAGUACAAGAGUGCAGCACAGCUGAUGGAGUGCCUAGAGCUGAGUGGAGAAUGGUUGAUUAAUAAUGUGAGGGCAGCCUUCUCACGUCGCUACCUCCAUCAGAGCAAAGCCCUCGAGCUAUUCUUUCACAACAGAACGUCUGUGUUCCUUGUGUUUGAGAGCAGUAAAGAUGUCAAAACAGUUCUCAGGAAGUUACCUAAAGUGGGAGUUGGCUGUGAGUAUGGCCUCCCUCAGACAAGAGCUGUGUCACUGGCCACCCCUCAGCAACUAUUUCGUAAGAGCUCCAUGACAACACGAUGGGUUCACAGAGAGAUCAGCAACUACCAAUAUCUCGUCUAUCUCAACACUAUAGCCGGACGAACUUACAGCGACCUCAACCAGUAUCCCGUAUUUCCAUGGAUACUCGCUGACUAUACCUCCAAAGAAAUUGACCUUAGUGACCCAAGCAUCUAUCGAGACCUCACCAAGCCGAUUGGAGCACUGAACGAGAGUCGAUUGCGUUCAUUUGAGGAGCGCUUUGAGGGCUUCACUGACGACCGGAUCCCUCCCUUUCAUUAUGGGACACACUACUCAACAAUGGCGUUCGUGCUCCACUGGCUAGUACGAGUGGAGCCAUUCUCUAGUCUCCACAUCUCCUUCCAUGAUGGCAUGUUUGACCACAGUGCCCGAUUGUUCAACAAUGUGGCUGAGGCAUGGACCAACACCAACAGAGACUCCUCUAAUGUCAAUGAGUUGAUACCAGAGUUCUAUCAUCUGCCAGAGAUGCUUCUCAACCAGAACAAGUUUGACCUUGGGAGAGAGGGGUCAUGUGGGGAGGGCCCUGUCAUUAGUGAUGUCAAGCUACCCCCCUGGGCGGAGUCAGCACACGAGUUUGUACGGCUCAACAGAGAGGCAUUGGAGUCAGAGUAUGUAUCCUCCCAUCUCCACCACUGGAUGGACCUCAUCUUUGGCUACAAGCAGAGAGGAGAGGCGGCUGUGGAGGCGAGGAAUGUGUUCUACUACCUCACAUAUGCUGGGGCAGUGGAUCUAGACGCUGUCACUGACACAAAGACCCGCAAGGGUUUGGAAGAACAGAUCCGCCAGUUUGGUCAGACCCCAGCUCAGCUACUCACUGAACCUCAUCCUGCCAGACUACCACUCCCUAAGGAGGUGCCCCCUCAACCGGCACAGGGGAUCAAUCCAAGGGACCCUGCAUUAUUAGCAGAGCUGCCAGUUACUCCCGAUGUCCCUCUAGCGCUGGUCCAGUACUGCUCCCCCACCUUACUAGUGGUGUCUAGUAACCAACUCUGUGCUCUCAACAAGUUCACUGUCAGUACAAGUACUUCAGGAGGGCCUACUACAGUUAUGCUGGACCCUGACCCCAAUAUAGGAGCUGGUCUGCGGACUCGGCUAGGGGACCCACUCGAUGGAAGUGUCUCUGCAUCCUCCGCUUGCUUUGCCACGCCCCCUAAUUGUCAUGUGAUAUUUGUGUGCGGUUUCUGGGACAACAGUUACAAGUGCUUUGCCACUGACUCAUCAGGCAAGAUGUUACAGAGUGUGUUUGGCCAUAUGGGUAUUGUCACUUGCGUCGACUUCUCUCCCGAGUGUGGUCUCCAUGGAAACCAAGGAGACGGCUUGAUUGCUACUGGAUCACAUGAUGCCACUGUGUUGCUAUGGAGAUGGUGUGGGAGGCUCAAUAGAGUGGUGGGGGUCAUCUCCGACGCUCAAGGUGUGGUGUCUCCAGUGGCAGUGUUGACAGGUCAUGAGCAGUCAGUGGCCUGUGUAUCACUGUGCUCUACACUAGGACUGGUCGUGAGCGUAGCAGCCAAGUACGGGUAUUGUCUGGUCCACAGUUGCAGUGGAGAGUUGUUACACAAAGUGACCCCCUCUGCUCAAUGGAUGCAUCCUCACCUCGUCUGUCUCACGCCUGACGGCCAUUUUGUAGUUCAUUAUGCUGACCAGAAAGGCUGUCUGGCUUUGUUCACUUGUAACGGCCAGCAGCUGUCUCACCACACACUUGACGAACCAACACUGGCUCUGGCUGUCACCAAGGACGGACGUUAUGUCAUCACGGGGGGCUUUGACUGUCGUGUUAAAGUGUUCUCUGCCCACAACAUGAAACUACAGUAUUCACAUGAGAGCUUUGAUAGUAGCAUCCGAUCAUUACACAUCUCAGAGGACCAGAAGUUCGUAUUUGCUGGUCUUGCCUCAGGCACUGUGGCUGUGCUCACUACACACUAUUGGAUGCACUAAUCCUCACAGGUCACAGGUCAAACUAACACUUUAUUUAGCAGAACCAUUAGAAUAGCUUUUUUAUGGAUUUAAUUUUCUUAGAUUUCACUCGCUCAGUGCACUACCCAAAUUCUCAUUUUGUAUUGUGUUCACGUUUUCUCAGUGUCUUUAUAACAAAACUAAAACAAGUGUCAAACAAGUU